Messenger RNA from Drosophila nasuta, 971 nucleotides. RefSeq lists its product as uncharacterized. The transcript is spliced from 2 exons. NCBI's taxonomy places the organism in Eukaryota, Metazoa, Arthropoda, Insecta, Diptera, Drosophilidae. The coding region runs from base 114 to 932 and encodes 272 amino acids. The record is from RefSeq and is a predicted model, not a curated record.
ACUGAGCAAACAGCGAGCAAAGAUGCGAGACUAUCUGGGGUUUUAUUCUGCUCAUCUGCGUGGCAGCUGCAAUUGAAGUUGCCGACAAGACACCAACACCAACAACAACAACGAUGCCAAAGACAACAACAACGACAACUGUGAAGCCGGAGCAACGUCCCAAGCGACAAUUGAUACCCGUCUACUAUGACAAUUUCAAUGCAAAUCCGCCAGUGGAGCCAGUGCAACCGCUGCUGCCUGUGGCGCCACUGCCAAGCUUGCAACCAGUGCAACCGCUGCAACCGAUUGCUGUCGUGGCACCCGUGCAACAGCAGCCCGGUUUUCUGCCCGCCUUUGCACAGAAUCUGCCGCUGGUCGGUCCCAUUUUGACCAGUCUGCCGCUCCAGAGUCUGUCCAAUAUGCUGGGUGGCCUCGGCACCACAGUCGGUGGCCUCAAUCUGGGCAACUUGGGUCAACUGGGCGCCUUGGGCAAUCUGGGUAAUCUUGGCAGCUUGGGUCAAAUCGGUAACCUGGCCAAUCUGGGAGGACAGAAGCCAGGAGGAGCAGCAGGAGCAACUGGCAGCCAAAGCUGUCCGCUUACCCAGAAGCUGAGCUGCCGCUGUGAACCGUUGUUGUCGUUGCCAUCGUUGCCGCAAGUUCGCGAACCUGAAACGCAGCUAAUCAAGAUAGUCAAACAGAAUGUCAGACGGAAUGCGGAUGGGUCGAGUGAGUUGCGUUUGGUGCUCAGCAACGCUGUCGUUCUCUAUCAUCGCAACGAGAAGGAUGCCAUCAAGCAGCAAGGAUACUUUGCGCUGCCCUUCCGCAAGGAGCUCUAUCUCAAUGUGCACUACAGCAUCAAUCAGAGCAACUACACCGUCAAGGCGGACAUUAGCGACUCGCCGCCAAAGUCGGACUUUGAAUCGUGGAUGCCAGUUGAGCCAGAGUUGGUCUAAAAGCAAUUACAUUAUCAUCCUUUUUUUGUAUUUUUUUUU